Molecule: messenger RNA, 2400 nt
Organism: Sycon ciliatum
Lineage: Eukaryota; Metazoa; Porifera; Calcarea; Leucosolenida; Sycettidae
Exons: 6
Coding region: 151-1278 (375 amino acids)
Cellular component (GO): cytosol
Source: RefSeq, a predicted model, not a curated record
UGCGACAUUGGCUUAUUUUUGUAAUGCCGCUUUUUGUAAUACUCUGUCACUGUUUACUUCACAUGUUACCGGUAUGCGUUUUGUGUAGUGACGGACAUUGAGAGAACAGCUCGGUACCAAUCCUACCGACCAGGCCAGGGUUUGAGCACAAUGGAGUUUGGAAUAGUAAUCUCUUUGGCUCUGACCUCGGUGUUUCUAGGAGCACCAUGCUCGGGGGUACAUCCAGUUCCCCUCGGCGAUCAGCUGAUGUGCGAUGCGCAUGGAUUUCGACUGCCCGAAAAGAAAGUGACCGAUGAAGCAACAGUUUCUGAGUUCGACAUUCAAGUGGAGCUAACGCAGCUGACAGAGACCUAUUCUAGCGUGACGACCGCCGGCAUGACGGAUGUCAGUUUCUCAAGGCCCUGCCAUAAACUGCUCGUGGAUUAUGGACAGUACGCUGAGGCCUUCAUUGGCUGCAGUCUUGUCAGGGCCAAGCCAGUGUGCCUGUGCGAAGCGUGUUCACCAGCGUACUUUGCAGUGAUGAACGCCUUCGACAACAUCACUCACGACUCCAGCUGUGAGACGGUGUUGCUGGAGUCAGAUAGGGUUCAAGUCUUGGACCGCAUGAACGCGUAUACCAAAUCGCUAUGGUCUGACGCCAGAUGUGCUGUGUGCUUCGAGGAUGGCAACAUCACCAAGGCCGUUGUCGAGUUCUACCAUCUUCUCAAUGAAACCAGAGGGUGCUUUCUGAAGUACAUAGAGAGCUGGAACGAUUUUAAGCACUCUAACAAAACUGGCAAGCCCCAUGUGCCUGUCACGCCACUGCCAGUUUUCUUCGCCGAGGGCGCGGAGUACGAUGGCAGCGGCGGAGGCGACGACGGCGGCAAUGUGGAAAGUGGCCAGCCCAAGCCGUCCAAGCUGUACGGCAACUUGUCAGCCUGCACGUCUUGUCGCGGGCAGUACACAGCUCUGCAGAGCCAUUACUACUAUAUGCGCGAUAACAGCUUGAUAUGCCUGGACAUCCAGGACCAGGUAUGUACAAUCAUGUACAGCUUGAUAUGCCUGGACAUCCAGGACCAGAUGAACAUGACCGAGACGGAAUGGGGAAAUGUGUUUGACUGUACGGACUAUGACUUCACCAUUUCGCGGACGCUGUGCAUGGUCAUCACGCUCGUUUCCUUCUUGCUGCUUGUGUCGUUCUAUGUAAUCUGCUACCAUGCCGGCUCUUCGCUGCGCUCUCUGCCGGCUGCCAACGUUGUACAGGCCAACGAGCGAGGCACAAACGCUGGGUCGCAUUAGCGCUUGCAUGAGCCUGCAUGCACGUGUGCUGUGCACUGUGGAGCUGCAUCAGCACUGGCAUGAGCCUGCAUGCACGUGUGCUGUGCACUGUUGCGUUGUACGGAUACAUGGCCGGUAGCACUUGGCGUGUAACAGACCGUCACAGCCAACAUGCCUCUUCAACUGGUCCUUGCCCAGCCUGCAGCAGCAGCAAGUCACUGCUACUCGAUUGGCCGCAAUCUCCAACCGACUGCUGCACGGACCCUGAACACACUCAGUGUGAAGCUGAUCGCUAAGCCAGGUCAGAAGCAAAGCGACGCGGCUACGAGUAUAUGCGGAAGCUGCUAUCGACCUUGCUGCUUCGCAAGCCUAUGUGUUACUGGGGUGCCUGUAAUACCGGUAUGGCUGGCAUAGUGCCGUGUUCUUAACAAGCUAUGGAACUGGCCCGAUACGGUGGACAUACAGACAUCCACUUAUUAUUUGCAUUCCCGCGGCCGCGGCAGCCAAGCAAGUGUCGAAGACACUUGCUCAGCCCACACAUUCGCUUAUGCUGGACAUAGGUAUUAAAAACAAAACAAAAGGACAGCUCACACAUCCACUGCUACUUGUUUUGGACUUGUAUGUACAACAAACGUAUUUGAUCCGUUUACUGGAAGUCACGGCUGUGGGACUAGACGACACAGUGCUGCAGCUUCCAAUUGAUAAUGGUGUCUGGAAGGAUACUGUGAGGAGCUUGAAAGGACAUAAUAACUACUAGUAUAUUUCCCGGGCAGAAAGAAAAUGUUGCACUUGAAGUAGCACUCACACUCUUCGAAUAAUACUCACUCGUGGACUCAUCAUGUUUGUCCACACACGCACACACAGCUGCCAGAUUCAUCCGCUACCGCUACCAUUUGCCACAUACUGAUGUCGAAAAACACAAAUCUGAUCGUGCUCUGGUGUUGAAAUCAAACUGCCCUCACCCGCUAACCUUUCUCUUGUGAUUAUGAAAUCUCGUCAUGUACAUGUAUAAUGAUGUGUUCGUACAAGAAGCUGCUGUGUGAUAGGUUUUCUUUCUGCUACUUUUUAUUUACCCAUUCUGAUUGAAGUGCUGCUGAAGAGCUCCAGAGAACAGGUGCCUGAAACACCUCUUUCAAGCAUUUC